This is a messenger RNA of Trichomycterus rosablanca, 1740 nucleotides long. It is a transcript of the gene hpse2, whose product is annotated as heparanase 2. Lineage: Eukaryota; Metazoa; Chordata; Actinopteri; Siluriformes; Trichomycteridae. The record is from RefSeq and is a predicted model, not a curated record. Gene Ontology annotation, biological process: extracellular matrix organization. Gene Ontology annotation, cellular component: membrane; extracellular matrix. The transcript has 12 exons. Gene Ontology annotation, molecular function: hydrolase activity, acting on glycosyl bonds. The coding region runs from base 1 to 1740 and encodes 579 amino acids.
AUGCCAGGAGGAUUCUUUCUUCAGAUGUUCGGCUUGGUUCUGGUUUGGACAUUUCUAAUCCAGUCUCGAGUAUCCUCUGCUAACAAUACUUACGGUAGACACGUGAACACCGAGAAGAGACAGAGCUUUUUGGAGAGGACGCUGAUUUUACUGGACGUUAACACGCGUAGCCCGGUGAGGAUAUUGAAUGACAACUUCUUGUCGCUGCAAGUGGAUCCAUCUAUCUUGAAGAACGGCUGGUUGGACUUUUUAAGUUCAAAGCGUUUAGUGACGUUGGCUCGAGGACUCUCUCCUGCUUAUCUGCGGUUUGGGGGCAAGAGAACAGAUUUCCUCCAGUUUCACAACCUGAAGAAUUUAGCCAAGUUUAGAGGACCAGGACCAGACUAUUACCUCAAGAAUUAUGAGGAUGAUAUUGUGCGCAGUGACAUUGCCCUGGAUAAACAGAAGGGAUGUAAACUGGCCAGUCACCCAGACAUGAUGCUGGAGCUGCAGCGGGAGAAAGCGGCUCAGAUGCAGCAGGUUUUAUUGAAGGAGCAGCUAUCCAACCUUUACAGUGAUGUUACAAUAACAGCCAGGUCUUUAGACAAACUGUACAAUUUUGCUGACUGCGCUGGCCUGCACCUGAUCUUUGGACUCAAUGCCUUACACCGAAAUCCUGACAACUCGUGGAAUGCAUCUAGUGCGCUGGGUUUGUUGAAAUACAGUGCUGGAAAGAAGUAUAACAUAUCAUGGGAGCUGGGCAAUGAGCCCAACAGUUACCGCACAAUGGUAGCACGAUCAAUCAACAGCACUCGACUGGCCCAGGAUUACAUUCUUCUGAAGACGCUGCUACAGUCUGUCCGCUACUACAGCCGGGCCAAUCUUUAUGGACCUAACAUUGGCCGUCCUCGCAAAAAUGCUAUCCUGCUACUGGAUGGGUUCAUGAAAAAUGGUGGUUCUGUUGUUGACGCAGUUACGUGGCAACAUUUUUACAUUGAUAGACGCGUGACCAAGGUGGAGGACUUUUUGAAAACACGACUUCUGGACACCUUAACAGACCAGAUCAACAAGGUGUUGAAGAUUGUAAAGAUGCAUGCUCCGGAGAAGAGGGUGUGGUUAGGUGGAGUUGGACCUGCAUGGUCUGGAGGUCUUAACAAUUUGUCAGACACUUUUGCUGCUGGAUUCUUGUGGCUAAAUACUCUCGGAAUUUCUGCAAUGCAAGGAAUUGAUGUUGUGCUUCGACAUUCGUUUUUUGACUACGGUUACAGCCAUCUAGUGGAUCAGCAAUUCAAUCCUUUACCUGAUUACUGGUUGUCUCUGCUUUUUAAACAUCUCGUGGGUCCCAGGGUGUUGGCAGUUCACAUCGCCACUCUCCAGAGAAAGCCCCGUCCUGGGAGAGUAAUCCGAGACAAGCUACGCAUAUAUGCCCACUGUACAAGCUUUGCAAACCACAACUAUGUCAGAGGAUCAAUAACAAUUUACAUCAUCAAUCUGCAUCGAUCGAGAAAGAAAAUAAAGCUGGCUGGGACAUUACGAAAUAAAACAGUUCACCAAUAUUUGUUACAACCAUUUGGAGCUGAUGGCCUCCACUCAAAGUCGGUUAUGCUGAAUGGAGAGCCCUUGGUCAUGGUAGACAGUGACACUUUCCCUGAACUAAAACCACGGACACUCAGAGCAGGGCGAACAAUCGCCAUGCCACCACUUUCCAUCGGCUUUUACGUUAUCAAGAACAUCAAUGCUUAUGCCUGUCGCAAACAAUGA